AAAAUGAUAUAUUAAUAAAACAUGUAAUUGAGAUGCUUUUAUUAUAGAAAAUACACACAAGAAGCACAAAUUGUUAAAGAUAAAUAUUAAAAGUCUUUCAUAUAUGCCAGCUUGAUGAGAAGUGACAAACUGUUUAUUGUUGUAAAAGAUUGGUAUAUAUUUGUGAAGAAAAAAAUUCAUCCAAAAGAUGCUGUGCAAAGAUGGAAUUCUUAGUCUGUUCUGUUUCAUCGCAGCAGGCUUAAUAUCUCUUCUCCCUAACAUACUGUUUAGAUUAGAACUUGACGCUUAUGUUGUAUACUUUACGAAUAUCUGGUUUCUACAUGCAAUACAGUACAUUCUUAUAAAUGUACUUGCGUGUUUGGCAUUUCGUGGCUUUGCGUAUCAAGUGGCAAUCAGAGCAUUGUUUCUUGGAUACAUAUUUGGAAUUGGUAUUUUAAUAUCAAUUACUGCCCCACCAUCAUGGCAAAUAUUUGGAAUUUACAUGACAAUAUUAGCAAGCUUCCAUUAUUCGGAAUUUUUAGCUAUAGCAUGGACAAAUCCGGCAGUAUUGUCAAUCGACAAUUUUAUUCUCAAUCAUAGCAUAGCAUAUGGUAUAGCAGCAAGUCUCAGUUGGAUAGAAUUUUUCAUAGAGAGACAUUAUUUUCAUGAUUUGAAACUACCUUCUCUGGUAUCCUAUUUUGGAUUAAUAUUAUGCAUCUCUGGUGAAAUUCUGAGAAAAUUAGCAAUGUGUACUGCAAAGCACAAUUUUAAUCAUAUUGUGCAAAGUGAGAAAAGUGACAAUCACCAACUUGUUACACAUGGUGUAUAUAGUUUGUGCAGACAUCCUAGUUAUGUAGGGUGGUUUUAUUGGUCCAUAGGAACACAGUUAAUACUUCAAAAUCCACUCUGUUUCUGUGCAUAUGCAUUGAUGUCAUGGAGAUUUUUCCAUGAACGUGUUAUGAUCGAAGAAAUAACAUUAUUAAGUUUCUUUGCGGAAGAUUAUGUUAAAUAUCAAGAAAAAGUAGGUACAGGACUUCCAUUUAUAUCUGGAUAUAAAAUUAGUUCAUAGCAUCCUACCUUGGUAUAAUUUCAUUUUCAUAAGUUUGUUAUAACAUAUAGAAAAAAAAUAUUUAUAUAUUUGUAAGAGAAUUGAUGG
Messenger RNA from Nylanderia fulva, 1135 nucleotides. RefSeq names its product isoprenylcysteine carboxylmethyltransferase ste14 (gene ste14). Gene Ontology annotation, cellular component: endoplasmic reticulum; membrane. The record is from RefSeq and is a predicted model, not a curated record. NCBI's taxonomy places the organism in Eukaryota, Metazoa, Arthropoda, Insecta, Hymenoptera, Formicidae. Gene Ontology annotation, molecular function: protein C-terminal S-isoprenylcysteine carboxyl O-methyltransferase activity. Gene Ontology annotation, biological process: C-terminal protein methylation.